Messenger RNA from Heterostelium album PN500, 1452 nucleotides. RefSeq lists its product as uncharacterized. The coding region runs from base 1 to 1452 and encodes 483 amino acids. The transcript is spliced from 6 exons. The record is from RefSeq and is a predicted model, not a curated record. NCBI's taxonomy places the organism in Eukaryota, Evosea, Eumycetozoa, Acytosteliales, Acytosteliaceae.
AUGGGUCCAAGAUGGUCACAUAUCAAAAAAAUUGACAACAAUCAGUGUGCAUUGCCUGAUUUGGUUUUGCAAAAGAUACUUGAAUAUCUAAAUCAUUGUUACGAGCCAGAGACAAAGCUAUCACCAAAAACUACAGUUACAUCAGCAAGAUACCUCAAACUUGGAUUGCCAUCUAAAAUUGCACUUGAAAAGUUAGAGUUGAUUUUCGACACCACCAUACAACCUGAUUUCACACUGUGGACACUCUUCUACCGUCCUAAACCAGCCAACACCAAGAACAACAGACAAUGGUUACCAAACAAUCAAAUUUCACUCACCAAAUACUUUACAAACUUGAAAACUAUUAAAAUCUAUAGAAUUCAAACGGCUUCCAUCCGAAUGGAAUCGUUAUUAUCAACAAUUCCUACACUUACGAAACUCAGUAUAUAUCCAUCACAUGACCGACAUCAGUGUGUAGGUGGAUUAGAACAACUACUUCAUAGUUGCACAAACAUUGUACGAUUCACAUAUAUGCAAGAGGCAGCUGAAUAUCCAGUUCCAUUCAACUUUCCUUGUACAUUAAACAAAGUUAAAACCACAGCAAUGUUCAUGCCAACCUUGCCAAUGAUGAACCUAACUAAACUUCAUUACAGCAUGAACCAACCUCCAAGAUCAAAUGCUAUUGUUGCAAGAUCAAAGUUCACCGGUCAAUUCGUUAACUUCUUGCCAAACCUUGUAGAUCUCACACUUGUCAAUACAUACGCACCUGUUUAUGGUCCAUUCCUUGCUAGAUUACAACACCUCAGAUAUUUAACGAUCAAAGGAGUCUCUAUCUUCAAGUCAAACGAUGUAGAUCACUACAAUGAAAGUAAAAAGGUUCAACAACAAAGUGGUGGUUAUGAUGAUGAUGAUAUAGCUACUACUCCUACUACACCGAAUGAUAUAUUCGUAGAGACGUUAAUUAAAGAUUUGGAUUCAAUUACCGACCGACUUAUUCAACUUAAACUUAAAGAUCUAGAUUUCGACAGUGAAUCAUUGUGGACAGUGUUAAACAGGAUGGAUUUAUUGCAAAGACUUUCAUUAGAUACAUCUAAUCCAGAUAAUAACUAUGUACUUCAAUUGAUUCCUCAUCUCGAAUUGUCAAUGCCAUCACUUAGACAUGUGACAUUCAACGUUAAUUUUGACACAGAGUGGAUAACAAGAUUGCAUGACUUUUUGAUUGGUAACGAUACACUCACUUCACUCAGCAUUGCCAAUAUCGAUCAUCUUCAACAAACAGAUAUUCACUCUGAUCACAUAACAGUAAUACCAAAACAACAUCCAAGUUCACAAAACAAUCCUAUUCGUAAUAUCAAAGAAAAGGUUAUACUAAAUGAACAGUCGAGAACGCCAAUAACAAAACAAUUAAUUGAUGACGGUGUCUCUCCAGAUAUACAUAAUUAUCUAUAUCUAGUUGUUUCUAGAGAAGUUUAA